AAUCAAUUGAAUGGAAAAAAAUAAAAUCAAACACUUUCUUAUGAAUAGAUGAGUUUACUACGUAGAUUUUUUGGAAGUUAAGGACGAAAAAAUUAAUUUUAUGUCCAUAAAGUUUGUGAAUUUUCAAUUAUCUCGACGACGGUGCAAAAAGGAAUUGGAUUUUUAAUUUAAGUGAAAUUUUAUUUUUUUUUGUUGAAAUGAGCGCUCAUGGUGCUGCAUGGUUUGCUCAUCGACUCGAUUCAUGGUCAAAGAUUGCUCGAGAAAAAGUGAAACGUGCUGCUGAUUUGAACAAUGAAUCGCCAACGAAUACAUCUUCAGAUGAUGGAUCUCCGUCUGCGAUAUCGAUUCAAAAGGACUGUUCUAGGGAUGCUGCGAAAUCUGCAAGUUCGUCAUUUGAGGAACCUUAUGGAAAAGGAUCUCCAUUGUCAUCAUCUCCAUCUCCAUCAAUCGUCCUUCAACAUCAAAGCAAAUCAUUUCCACCAAGACAUUUAGCGCGAACAUCCAGUAUUUCUAGCGAGAGUAGCGUUGAAAAUUUACAUCAAACAAGAGGUUCAUCACCACAAAUUCGAUUUUCUGAUGCUCGAGGUCAUCAUACUUCAUUACAAGAAGAUGGAAAAUUCAUUUAUUCUCGCUCACCUAGUCCAAUGAGAGAUUUAAGAUGUUUAAGUUUAGAUGCACGCUCGAUGUCGCCGUCAAGCGCAGAACAUGAGAAACUUAAAGUGUCAAGUCCGUCGCAAGCCAAUUUAUUCUCACCAUCAGCGCUGUUUCAAUCAUGCUCAUCGCCAAAAAUUAAUCGCCCUCCAUUACUUCUACAACCGCGAAAUGAUCCAUGUAGUUCUAAUAAUCCUGCUCCACCUAGUCCAUUAGGUGCUUUACAACUAGAUCUUUAUACACGACAACUCGGUCCAAUAAUGUACAAUGCUCCGGAGAACAGUAUUUGUGUAGGAAAACUUCAUUUACGUGUUACAUAUGACUCAAAAUGUAGCGAUCUUGCUGUUCAUUUAAUUGAAGCUCAUAAUUUGUCUCCAUCUGAUGAAAAUGGAUUUCGAGAGGUGUACGUACGUUUAGAGAUUAAGCCCGAAAUUGACCAGCGAAAAAGGGAAACAAAUAUCUUUCGAUUCGAGACAAAUCCGUACUUUAAUCAGCACUUUAAAUUUCCUAUCUCACGUGACCAACUUCAACUAACCGAAACGGAAUUAAUAUUACUAGUCCUCGAUGCAGAUAAAUCAAAUGACAUAUCAGGAGAAUUAAAGAUAAAUUUAGCAGACAUGGAUUUAUCGAAAUCUAAUGAAAUAUGGGGCGAUAUUAUUAAAGUUAAACGACAAGCAAUUGAUCGUCCUGAGCUUUUAAUAAGCUUAAACUAUCUUCCACAAGCUGCAAGACUUACACUCGUCGUUAUUAGAGCGAAAAAUUUGGAGAAUGAUGAACUUUUUGCGCGAAUUUACCUUAUUCAAAACGGAAAGCGUGUGAAGAAAAAGAAAACGGAAUUUUCAAAGAAAUCCUAUAAUGAGCAUAUUUGGAAUGAGGCGUUUACGUUCAAUCUACCAUCGUCGAAUUUCAAUAAUUCUGGACUUGAAAUUUACAUAUUGGAGAAUGGAAACAAUGAGCAGGACGCUGUAGGAAGCUGUGGAAUCGGCCUCGAUGACAGUAUUGGAAAAGAUGACACAUUAGGGAGGGAUCAUUGGAAAGAAAUGAUGCACAAUCCAAGAAAGCCUAUAUCAAGAUGGCAUCCAAUAAUAACUCAAUAAUUAUAAUGAUAUUUAAUACACACUUUUGCACUGAUUUUUUGAAACUGAAUAGGUAUUCAUUUUUCUAUUGAAGCAAAAUUAAAAAUAUAACAAAAGAAACAAGACGAAAAAAGGAAGGUUGAAGGAAGUAAACUAAAACUAAACUAAAGAAAAAAAAAAUGUCUAAGUAAAUGAAAUUAAUAAGAAAUAAUAAGAGUAACUAAUUGUCGACAAAUCAUUGGUCUAAUUUAAUAAUAAUUUAAAGAUAAUGUAAUAACGAAAUUGGAACUAUAUUAGUAUUAAAUUUCUAUUAAGAAAGUCUAUAUACAUUUAAUAUAUUUAGUACCUUUUACCGAGAGCUCAUUAAAUGACGGAAUCUAAUUGAGGAAAUUUUUAAUAAAAUAUUCGAAGGAUGGGAAUUAACUUAUUAGAAAUGAGGGUUACUUUUUUUUCAUCUAAGAAAUUGAAUCGUUCAUUUGUGACGUUUAGAAUUUAACAGGGGAUGAUAAUUCGAGCUUUGUGACACUUUUUAAACAGUAUUGACGUAAGGAUGUGAAUUUUAUGACAGUCAAGUUUGUGAAACUGUUAAAAAAAUAUUAAAUUUUUAAAAAACCAUAAAUUUUGAAUUCUUGAAACCCGUUAAAAUUUGAAUUUUUGAGACCCGUUAAAAAUGUGACUGUUUUGGAUACAUAAAUGUUUUUUGGGUUUGUCCUAGGAGAGUUCUUAACUGAAUUUUAUGUCAAAUGGGAUGAAAUUUGGGAUUUUAAAAAUAAACGUCAUUUGUGAACGACGCUUAAUAUAUUUUGAUUCUGAACCCUAAACUUUAUUAAGCAACUGAGGAAAUUUAAUUAAUGUACUUUUAAAACUCUACAAGGAAAUCAACAAAUGUCUUAUGCAUUUUUCAUUAAAGAUGAAAAACAAAAAUAUGUGAAAAAGUAAAAAGAAAAGAGAAUAUAUUAAAUUAUAAGAGAUGAAUCUAUCUAUAGAUGUAUGGAACAUAAUAUUUGAGAUGCUAAAUUUUAUGUCAUGACAAUGAAAACAAAAAAAGUAUAUCUGUAUGCUUAAAUAUACCACUACUUACUAAUUAAUUAUUUUUUAU
Chironomus riparius is the source of this 2826-nucleotide messenger RNA. The record is from the annotation of a GenBank genome assembly. Lineage: Eukaryota; Metazoa; Arthropoda; Insecta; Diptera; Chironomidae.